CUUAUAAUAAUCUAAAGCAAUUAGCUUUGUUACUGUACAAUAUUUUUACGAGACUUUUACUAGGAUAGCAUGCUACGUCAGUCUUGGUUGACCGCACUCUUAUGCACGUUGUCGACAAUCGAUAUUUUACUGGCACAAAAAAUCGCCAACGUUCCUUAUUUGGUAUGGACAUCAGCAAACGCAAAACAAAGAUCAACAGGAGUUUAUACCUGUCCAGCUCUCCCUGAAAAUCAGCAAAAAUCAUUGGGGCGUGUACUAACCAGCAAAAUAGCUUCACUUCGAUAUCCACAUUACUUGGCUGCUUUGGCAAACAAUGAUGCAACACAAGAAGUCACAGCAGUUGAUAUCGGGAGGGGUAACAUUGUAACGUUCAGUUUACAACGAAAAAGUAUUGUACGACACCAUGGAGGAGUAUCGCGCAAAGUUGGAGGAGUUGCCGUGGACUGGUCAAGUGGAAAUAUUUACUGGACAGAUGAAGAAUUGCGUUGGAUAGUGGCGGCCAAAUUUAACCUGGUCAUAAUGACGCCUAUUGUUACAAACGUUGUUAAUCCAAGAGGAAUUGCGAUUCAUCCCAUGAAGGGGUAUCUAUUUUGGAGUCAAGCAAACCAACAAGAUGCAAAUUCAGGUGUAAUAAUGAGAUCUACGAUGUCAGGAUCGGAUCCAAAACUAAUUCACACUUCGUUCGGUCGACAAACAGCAUUAUCAAUUGAUUACGAAACAGAUAGGUUGUAUUGGGUUGAUUCUACAGACAAUGCAGUUUGGUCAAUUGACGUGGAUGGUAAAGAAUCUGCAAAUCUCGUUUAUACUGACAAGAAUUCGCAGAUCUCUGGGUUAGCUGUAUUUAGGAAAUCGGUUUACAUAGCAGACAAAGGUCAAAACCAAAUAGUUACCAUCAACAAGGAGAACGGAGGAGUAGAAAACAAAUUACCAGUUUCAUCACCUCACGACGUUGCUGUCGUAGGAGGAAACAGUCAGCCCGAAUACCCAGGUCCCUGUGAUAUAAAGAACGGUGGAUGCGAAGAACUUUGUUUUCCGCAACCACCUGGCAAUGUCAGUACAUGCGGAUGCUCAUUGGGAUUAGAUCUUGCACCUGACGGGAAGAGCUGUAUUUCAGUUCUGAUUGAAAAAGACUUUUUCGUUGCCGUCGAUGCUGAUAUGCACUGGAUCUUUCAAAUAUCGGCCGAUGGGUCACAAUAUACAAGGCUGAAACUGCCAGGUGUUCGAGUUCCAGUGCAAGUUGAGUUCGAUCCAGAAACAAAAAUGGUCUAUUGGACUGAUGUUGGAAUGAAAUCAGUGAAUUCAGCGAAAUGGGACGGAACAGAAUUUAAGGUUCUAGCGAAAGCAAACGUUCGGCAACCAACAGGUUUGUCGCUUGAUAAGAUGUCGGGUAACCUGUACUGGACGGACGAAGGUACCGGAACUAUUAACGUAAUCAGGGUAGACGGAACACAUCGGAAGACGCUGCUCUCGACUGGGAUUAGAUCGCCCCGUGCUCUGGCUAUCGAUUCAUUCCUUGGUUUGAUGUGGUGGUCUGAUUGGAUGACAAAAACAAUAGAAAUGGCAACAAUGGAUGGCAAAAACCGACAGAAAAUAGUUACGACGGAAGUGAACUGGCCGAAUGGAAUAGCAGUUGAUCACCAAGAGAAACAAUUGUAUUGGGUAGAUGCACACAGAGACAAAAUUUACGUGUCAGAUCACGAUGGCAAAAACAAAAGAGUUUUCAAGAGUUUUAGGAGUGUACAUAUGUUUGGAAUUACAGUGGAUAAAGAUUACGUCUAUUGGACUGAUUGGAAUGAUCAUUCUGUCAUGCGAGUGAAAAAAGCAUCACCACAAGACAAGGGAGAACCUUUUGGGCCGAAGAUUUUCAGCAAAUUAUGUGACAUUCAUAAUUUUAUUGAAACAAGAAGCAUUAACGAUAUGGAGAAAUUGCAUCACCCUUGCCGAGUCAACAAUGGCAACUGUACAGGACUUUGUCUUCCCGUGCCGAAGUCUCCGUCAGAUUCAACAAACGAAUCAUCAAAUGUUAAAGUAACCAGAGUAUGUGUUUGUGGAACUCAGCAUAAUGGAACAUGUGACGAACCACAAAAGGGUGUUGCUGACACCCAACCACCAACAUUUGGAAAAACAUGCCCCGAGAACAUGAUUUUCACCGCAGCACCAUGUCAGACGAAAGUACUCGUGAACUAUACGGUACCUGUUGCUAGUGAUAAUUCGGGUCGAGUUGCAUUAUCAAAAUCCCCAAAAAAUCUACCUCCAAUAAAGUUGGAUGAAGGAAGAUAUGAACAUAUCUAUAUUGCUACUGAUGCAGCAGGAAACACGGACAAAUGCCAUUUCUCCAUCACUAUCAAAGUUGUGAGAUGUCCAUCGGCACAAAGUUAUGCAAAAUCGUUCGAUGACGUCAAAAUUGAUUCCAUGACAUGUGACAAUUUACUUGGAUCACGUGUUAAUGUCACGUGCACUAAUGGAAAGAAGGUGAUGUUAACUAAUCAUUUUACGUGUGUUGUAAACGGUAAAUGGAAAGGAGAACCAGCGUGUUUGGAUCCAAACAAAGAUGAAGGGGUAGAUGAAGAAGACAAGACUGGUAUCAAUGAAACUACAGCAAACGUGAAUGGUAGCAGUACCAAACCAAACAAACCGAACACUACAACAGCAACACCAACAACAAGCAUACCCGUAACCAAGCCAAAGGUAUCUACUGUAAACCCAACGACGAAAACCAAAGUAAAGCAUACAACGCAGAAAGAUGAAGAAAUGAACGAACCAGUAAAACAGCGAAGCGCCAAGAUGGAGUUGGCUUAUCUACUGAUUCCAGUUGUCGUGGUUCUUAUUAUUGUGCUUAUGGCUGCUAUCGGAUACAGAUAUUGCAAAAACCCCAGUAUGCCACUAAUUGAAUCGAUGGAGAAACGACUGACCUUUUUCAACUUGAAGAAGGGCGACAGCGAUACUGUUGCUUUCGGCGGAGACAACAUCCAACAACGACAGCGCACACAGUCAAUGAACAAUGUAGUGGACUACGCUUCAACAAGCCGUGUUCCUACUGUAUCGGAUGAUUCAAGGCGCCAAAGUUUACCAGAAACUCAAGCUAUUUAUGCUGAACCGGCUGAUGAUCAGCCAAUAGACAUCAGUUCCAGGCCACCCCUUCCUCACCGGGGUGGGUAUGGGACAUUGAACUGAUAAACCACGAGUGAGUGGGCCAAUCUGUAAACAAUUUGAUAGACUAUGCAUAAGUGCCAACGUUAAGGUUUUAAAUGGGUCCGCAAUGCUUAUUGAAAGAUUACGGCACUAGUUUUCUGACAAUACCCGACUCGUAUCUUAAACAAAACUUGGUAAGAAUUCUUUUUCGAAUUCAAUGUAGCCUAUUGAGAUAUUUCCAAAAGACGCUGUGAGUUGUUUGUUGAUUAUUAACAACAGAAUGUUACCAAAUGUCCUCUGGUACAAAUUCUUGCUGGGGACAUCUUCGAAUCUGCCGAGGCUGUUUUCGUUAACGAUUAUUAAGAUUCUCAUCUUGCUUACGCUUAAAUUCACAUAACUGCCUAAAAGUCUUCAUUUGAUAGACUUGAAUUGUAUAUAUAUAUUUUUUUUCAUUAUCUGUGUCUUAAUUUAUUAUGCGCGUUAACUGUAGUAAAACGGGUGCAAUUUCUAAAGACAAUAUCUUCGGUUCAAUCUAAAUUAUAUCUUGCGUGGAGAUUUGUUGGGAGCGAUAGUGUGAAACGCCUCUCACAUUAAUUUUAUUAUUUUACCUACAAAUAAGCUUUCACUGUAGAAUGUUGAAUGAAUCAUCAUGCAAAAAUGUUGGGGUGCCAAAACAAACCAAUGUUUGGCUUUGGUACCAGGAUGAAAUGUAAUCUGAAAUUUCAUAAUGAAAAUGAUAUAUUCAGGUUUUAGACAUUUUUCAGGUUUUAAAAAUAACCUUUACAUGUCAUCGGAGAACAUUUCACGAAAUUUCCGUUACUUUUUUACUAUUGUGCAACAUUUUCGUUUUAUUCAUUCAAUAAACUUUGUAGUAAAAUGGUGAAUUGGAAACUACAAUAGUA
Molecule: messenger RNA, 4034 nt
Organism: Styela clava
Lineage: Eukaryota; Metazoa; Chordata; Ascidiacea; Stolidobranchia; Styelidae
Biological process (GO): canonical Wnt signaling pathway
Cellular component (GO): plasma membrane
Molecular function (GO): Wnt-protein binding; Wnt receptor activity
Source: RefSeq, a predicted model, not a curated record